Telopea speciosissima is the source of this 1037-nucleotide messenger RNA. Its product is annotated as beta-1,3-galactosyltransferase pvg3-like. The transcript has a single exon. Gene Ontology annotation, cellular component: Golgi membrane. The coding region runs from base 64 to 1005 and encodes 313 amino acids. Gene Ontology annotation, molecular function: hexosyltransferase activity. The record is from RefSeq and is a predicted model, not a curated record. NCBI's taxonomy places the organism in Eukaryota, Viridiplantae, Streptophyta, Magnoliopsida, Proteales, Proteaceae.
GGGCAACAAGGAAUUCAUGACCCUCAUUACUUACUACCCAAUUCGUCCUUAUUGUAAAAUACUAUGUUUGUGGGUGACUUGAUCUACUUGCUUCUCACAACCUCACACAAACACUUGACAAAUAUAAUGCUUGGGAGAUGGCUGGUUCUAACUAUCUUACCCUGUCUUGCUAUAUUUCUCUUCUUCUUCUUCUUUAACCUUCAUAUGAAUUCUCCUUUGAUGGUGGUGUCUAAUAAUGCUAUUACCUUAAAAAACCCACCUCGCCGACAAGCUCAAUUCAGCCUCCUAAUAGGAAUCCUCACACGCCCAGAUGCCUAUGACCGCCGCCACUUCCUUCGCCUCAUCUAUGGCAUCCAAUCUUCUCCCAUUGCUGAUAUCGACAUAAAAUUCGUCUUCUGCAACCUCACCAAAGAUGAUCAACGGGUACUAAUCGCACUCGAAAUUCUCCGUUUUGAUGACAUUAUCAUCCUCAAUUGUACUGAGAAUAUGAACUCUGGGAAGACCUACACCUACUUCUCUUCACUUCCUCGCAUCCUCUCCCACAGUUAUGACUAUGUCAUGAAAGCCGACGAUGAUGUCUUCCUAAGGUUAGUACCAUUGGCUGCAUCACUUGAUCCAUUGCCAAGGAUAGAUUUGUAUUAUGGUUUUGUCAUCCCCUGCAAUAGCCUUAAUCCAUUCGUCGAAUACAUGUCGGGCAUGGGGUUUAUAUUGUCUUGGGAUCUCGUCGAAUGGAUUGCAGAGUCUAGCAUUCCUGCAAAUGAUACACAUGGCCCUGAGGAUAAAUUGGUCGGAAAAUGGUUGAAGAUGGGGAAGAAGGCUAAGAACCGGUUUUCAAAUAAACCGGCAAUGUAUGAUUAUCCAGGGACUAAUGGGAGGUGCUCACAUGAGCUUAUAGCAGAUACUGUGGCAGUUCACAGGCUAAAGAGAUGGGAUCAAUGGUUAGCUGCACUAAAAUUCUUCAAUGUCACCAAGGGGCUUGAACCUUCAAAACUGUACAAUAUUUGAUUGGAUUUUGGACUUAAAUGUAUCUUUUUCAA